Aspergillus versicolor CBS 583.65 is the source of this 978-nucleotide messenger RNA. RefSeq lists its product as uncharacterized. The transcript is spliced from 6 exons. Lineage: Eukaryota; Fungi; Ascomycota; Eurotiomycetes; Eurotiales; Aspergillaceae. The coding region runs from base 1 to 978 and encodes 325 amino acids. The record is from RefSeq and is a predicted model, not a curated record.
AUGGCCGACAACGCUGGCCAAGUCAGGUAUCCCGAUACGGGUUCCAGUCCGCUCGCUGGUGGCAUCAAAUCCGAGGCCUCCCGCACUGGGCAAGAAUUUCGCGACUUGCAGAGCUCGAAAGUGGUUCCUUCCACCACCACGGCCACCGGCCAGCCUCUGACCUACUAUCACUCCCUGCUGUACAGUCUUCUCAGCUGGGAACAACCUCGUGCCACCGCCGCUUCCUUUGCUAGUGUUGUUGUUUUUAUUUUCGCCGCGCGCUAUCUGCCUCUUCUUCGCUGGUUUUUCAAAUUCCUCUACCUAGCUCUCGGGUCCAUGGCUGCACUUGAAAUUGGUGGCAGACUAGUGCUGUCACAGGGCCUCGCCAGCUCAUUCCGUCCUCGUAAAUACUAUACCCUUCCCAAGGAAACCAUUGAAGCUGUGUUGGAGGACUUUGGGCAGCUCGUCGACUUUGUCCUCAUCGAGUUUCAGCGCAUCCUCUUUGCGGAGAACGCUGUUCACACCGUGGCUGGAUUUUCCGCGGCGUUCUCUGCCUACUGGUUAAUCAAGAUCCUUCCCUUCUGGGGUCUGUCUCUUUUGGCCGUCACCAUAGCUUACCUAGGACCUCUUGUUUACAUCAACAACCGUGAGCUCAUCGAUGCCCAGAUCGAACACGCUCAGCAGCUGGCCAACUCUCAAGCCCACCAGCUGAAGGGCCUGGCGGAAGAGCGCACUUCUCAUGCCACCGGACUGGUGAAACAGUAUGUUGGAGACUACAGCAACAAGGCCCAGGAGUACAUUGGCAACCGCCGCUCUACUUCUCCCGAGGUUGCCAAAGCUCCCAUUGCCGUCCCACCUCCAGCCGCAGACGUCAAGAAGGAGGCCGAGCCUGAGCCCCUUGUCAAGACCUCUGAUUUCCCUGACGCCCCCAGGGACGAGCCGGUGGCGCAGUCCAUUGAGAAGCCUCAGUCUGAGACGAAGCCUCUUGUGGCUGCUUAG